This is a messenger RNA of Stegodyphus dumicola, 683 nucleotides long. RefSeq names its product cytochrome c. The record is from RefSeq and is a predicted model, not a curated record. Lineage: Eukaryota; Metazoa; Arthropoda; Arachnida; Araneae; Eresidae. Gene Ontology annotation, molecular function: electron transfer activity; heme binding.
UGGUAAGCGCAUGCGUGUGUAUUUUUUGAUCUUUUCGUCCUUUGCGGAUAAAUUUGUGAACGGUCCUAGGUGUCUCCUUCGCCGAAGUAUUCCAAUUAGAAGUUGCAUUUGGUAAUUUAAAAAAAUUUUUGUUAGCAAUGGCUGGUGAAGAAAUUCCACCUGGUGAUCCUGAGAAGGGCAAGAAAUUAUUUGUGCAGAAAUGUGCUCAGUGUCACACAGUAGAGAAAGGUGGUAAACACAAGGUUGGACCUAAUCUCAAUGGCCUCAUAGGUCGUAAAACUGGUCAGGCUCCAGGUUUUUCAUAUACAGAAGCCAACAAAAGCAAAGGUAUUACUUGGGGCAAAGACACUUUAUUUAUUUAUCUGGAAAAUCCCAAAAAAUACAUUCCUGGAACUAAGAUGGUGUUUGCUGGCCUUAAAAAGAAGCAAGAACGUGCAGAUAUUAUUGCAUAUUUAGAAGAAGCCACCAAGUGAUGCAGGAGAUUAUAGUGUUUUAAAUUCAAUAAAAAUCAUUUAAUUUAUGUUAAAUCUCAUAAAUCAGUUAUUUGCUGUAUAAAACAGUAGCUUUAUGUAGCAAGCAAAAGACCUAACAUAGAACCCAUUAAGGUCCGUUAUACUCGUGUUUGUACUGUUUACUGUUUUGUAUUUUAAGAAUGGUGUACGAAUAAACAUGAGUAUAAUUUA